This is a messenger RNA of Lichtheimia ornata, 1374 nucleotides long. RefSeq lists its product as uncharacterized. Lineage: Eukaryota; Fungi; Mucoromycota; Mucoromycetes; Mucorales; Lichtheimiaceae. The record is from RefSeq and is a predicted model, not a curated record. Bases 1 to 1374 code for a protein of 457 amino acids. The transcript has 3 exons.
AUGAACAACGCCGAAGCCGCCAUGAUCGACAUGUCACCACCGUAUCCAUGCAUUAAAGCUGAACAUGGUAUUGAUACAACACCACCACCACAACAGCAGCAGCAAUUAUCAGGCAGCCGUGAAGCGAUGGAGCCAUUGUAUAAUCAGUUGGUGGAACCCACAUUCAAAGAUAGUGCAUCAGCAGUUGGCUUUUGCAGAGCAGCAUGUCAUCAAUAUGGAUUCACUAUCAAGCAGGAAACGAGUGCAAACAAGCACAUUUACGUGUAUUGUUCAAGAGAAGGAUUACCCGAUUCUCAACGGCGUCGUGGUAGUGGUGGAGGAGGAAAUGAUCAUGACAAGUCAUCCAACAAUGAAAGCUCUGCACCCAAGCGACGACGUGUAUCGAAACGAUGUGAUUGUCGGUGGCGAGUGGUGUUAUCGGAAACAACACCGGGUUGCUGGCGGUUCCGAAGAUCCUUAAAUCCGAGUGCUUCGGAGCACAAUCAUGCCAUGAUGUCGCCUGAUGAGAUUGUUGUACAGCAUUGGCCAUCGGCUAUGAAUUCGCUCAUUGUCGAAUUGGCUCGUGAUAGAGUGCCUACGCAUGAUAUUCGCACACGUGUACAACAAGCGUACCCUGAUAUUGUAUGGAAUGAGCGCCGCUUUUAUAAUCGUCUCACGGAAGAACGUAAACGUAUACGCUCACGAGACAUCCUUGAUCGUUCACGCCGUUUGCUAUUACUCUUGUCCCGCUUGACAUCGCUUGCUGCUGCUAACGAGCAUUGGGCAGCCCAUGUUGAAUCCGAAAUGGCACGUCUUUUUGAUAACUUUUGUCAAGCUGCACAUCCUCAUGUGGAUCCUGAGAUGCUGGUUGUCAACCUUGAUCCAGAUCAAAUUUGCCAUGAUAAGCAACAGCAGCAACAACAGGAAUCUGCAAGGAAUAAAAAAGCAAGUAAUAACAGCAACAAGGAACUCAAGAUCCACAUCCCAAGUUACACAUUGGCUAUCACCCCUCAAAAAUUUAGGCAGCCAUCCUCUUCUUCACCAUCCUCCCUCCUUUGUAAUAGCCACCACAUGGCAUCAGCAAGCACCAUUACUACUGGAGCAACACAUUCACCAUCCUCGUCGUCUCUAUGUCCAUCUGAAUAUGCUUACAAUGAUAGCGCAAGCAGCAAUAACCAUCAACAAUCCAUCGCCGCCGCUUCCUUUCUAUCACCUUCACCUGCUGAAACUGUGACACAGACAUUGCCAUUUGAUUUUUCUUCAGGGAUGGUCCUCCCCAAACAACCCGAUUCCAUGUUUCUUGAUUAUGGUUUGUUACAACAACAGCAUCAUCAUCAUCAUCAUCAACAACAUUUACAACGACUCGAUGAUCCCCUUCCACAAGGCCCAUGGUAA